CCUAGCAAGUUGCUACACAAUCACAGAGCAAACUUCUUACGCUCUUCUCUCGCAUACUCCACUACCACCAUAACAUCCUUGUAACUCUCUCGGUAUUACCUCGACCCGACACUUGGCGUCGUGCAUUACAUCCGCGACCCUCUCGUAUCACCCUCACACAUCAACUUCACCAUGAAGUUCUCACAGUUCCUCACCGGCCUCGUUGCCGCACAGGCAAUCAGCGCCGCAUCGAUACCGGAAUCAAACGCCCUCAAUGUCCUCGAAGACCGACGAGUUGUCCCUGCCUCUGAACUUGUCUCACCAGACCAUACCCUAGAGCGUCGCAAAGGAGGAGGAGGACGAGGAGGGGGAAGCAGUGGUGGCAGCAGCAGCGGAGGCGGUCGCUCAGGUGGGAGCAGCGGAGGCGGCACCCCCGGACGUACAUCGUCAACCUCGAAUGCUGGUGGUUCCACAAGUGCAGGCUCAGGUCGACCGCGCACUUUCGCUGGCGGACGGUAUUACGGCGGCGGCGCUGCAACACCCUACACCGCUGGUUCACGGACGCCCAAGGGACUCAUUGCCGGUGCCCUGCUCCUGCCUGCUACUAUGCUGCUCAUCAUGCCCGGUCUGUGGUUGUACAGCACCUAUCCCUACCAUUACAACAAUCCCUACCGCUUCUACAAUCAGUCCGCCACCAACGACGACAACGACAACAACAAUAACAACGACCGCCGCGAAUUAUGGGUCCGUCAAACCCAGGGCCGCAACGAGUCUCUCCCUGUCAUGUGUGUGUGCGAGGAGGGCUUUGUAUGUGGUUGCGACGAGAACGAUGAUCAGCAGUAUCUCAACGACCUUGUUGGCAAUGGCAGCUAUGCUGCGCUCAACAAGACUCUUGUCACCGUCUCAGAUGUCAACGGUACCAAGACUCUUGUUCUCAACGGUACUCUUGAAAAGGGUACUACUGCGCCUGGUGGCUCUGAUGAUGACAGCGCAGCUAUCAACUUGAAGGUUGGAAAGUACGCUGGGUACUAUGCCCUUGGCAUGAUGGUGUUUGCUGGUGUCCUCAUGUAAAGACACCUCAACACUUGGCUUCGUCGUUUGGAGAUGUAUAAUAUUAUGAUGCUACGACUGCUUAGAAGAACACUGAGGCGCUUGGAGAUUUUUGUUUUUGCUUUGGAGGAUCCUGUUUUCAAAGAGAUAGUUGAUCCUGUUGGCACUAGAGGAUGAUUUGGUGAUACCCUCAAGUCUAUUUCUUUGUUGGUAUCCAUCGGCUUUUAGGAUUUCAUUUAUACGUUACCAAUCCAUACUAAAGAUUUACCUAUUACUUUAUUUGCACCAUAUUGACAUGGCGAUUCCACUUUGUGCUUUGGCGUCAGCUUAUCUAAAUGUAAAGCCAUAAGUAUAGCUACAGUACAUGUAUAUCUUGUCUAAGCUAUCUGGGAAUGAAUAUGC
Messenger RNA from Alternaria alternata, 1431 nucleotides. RefSeq lists its product as hypothetical. The transcript has a single exon. The record is from RefSeq and is a predicted model, not a curated record. NCBI's taxonomy places the organism in Eukaryota, Fungi, Ascomycota, Dothideomycetes, Pleosporales, Pleosporaceae. Bases 172 to 1050 code for a protein of 292 amino acids.